AUGAAGGAUUGUUCACCAAGUGUAGCCUCCAUUGUGACAGGUGAUAGGUUCAAUUUGAGCCAAUGCCCGAAGAACGACCUUGAAAGAGAAAAAAUGAAGAACAUUUCAUAUGCUUCUACUGUCAGAAGCCUAAUGUAUGCUCAGUUCUAUACAAGACCUGACAUUGCAGUUGCUAUGGGAAUGUUAGGACGAUAUCAGAGUGAUCCAGGUUUAAACCACUGGAGAGCUGCAAAGAAAGUAAUAAGGUACAUUCAAGGAACCAAAGACUGCAUGCUUAUGUAUAGGUGGACGGACAAUCUGGAAGUAAUUGACUACUCAGAUUCUGACUUUGUUGGUUGUAUUGAUUCACGCAAAUCAACAUUAGGAUAUAUUUUUUUGAUGGUCGGUGGAGCUGUAUCAUGGAGGAGUGCCAAGCAGACUUUGACUGCUACUUCCACUAUGGAAGACAGUUCGUCUCUUGUUUUGAAGCUACUUCACAUGGUGAAUGGCUUAAGAGUUUCAUUUUUGGGCUUAGAAUUAUGGAUUCUAUCUCUAGGCCAUUGA
Molecule: messenger RNA, 543 nt
Organism: Juglans microcarpa x Juglans regia
Lineage: Eukaryota; Viridiplantae; Streptophyta; Magnoliopsida; Fagales; Juglandaceae
Product: secreted RxLR effector protein 161-like
Exons: 1
Coding region: 1-543 (180 amino acids)
Source: RefSeq, a predicted model, not a curated record